Messenger RNA from Phoenix dactylifera (date palm), 1385 nucleotides. Its product is annotated as BTB/POZ and TAZ domain-containing protein 1-like. Gene Ontology annotation, cellular component: nucleus. Gene Ontology annotation, molecular function: protein binding. NCBI's taxonomy places the organism in Eukaryota, Viridiplantae, Streptophyta, Magnoliopsida, Arecales, Arecaceae. The record is from RefSeq and is a predicted model, not a curated record.
UGUUCUUCUCCGUGUCCCAGAUUUUAUAUAACAACUCUUGGUACGACUCCAAGAGCCUCAUUCCAUCAUCCAAAGAGGUGAAGAGAAGAGGAAAGGAGAAGGCUAGUAAUCCACUAUUGAUUUCUUGAAGAAUGAGGAAUUCAGCCGACUGCAAUAGCUUCCGGCGAUGGCACGAGGCCGGCAACGAGUUCGUCCCGCCGGCCGACGUCCAAAUCGUAACCUCCGGCGGCCGGAGCAUCCCGGCCCAUUCCGCCGUUCUGGCCUCGGCUUCGCCGGUGUUGGAAAAGAUGCUGUACCGCUGCCGGAUUGGUUUGAAUUCACAGAGAAUAAUUCAGAUUUUGGGCGUCCCCUGCGACGCAGUCGUCGCCUUCAUUCAGUUCUUCUACUCCUCGAGGAGCGUUCUGUCGUCGAGGGAGGGGGAGGAGGCGAUGGAGAGAUAUGGAAUUCAUCUCUUGGUGCUGUCUCAUGCCUACCAGGUGAAGUGGCUGAAGAGAGGGUGCGAGGAGGGGGUGGCGGCGAGGUUGCGAGCGGAGGAGGUGGUGGACGUGCUGAAAUUGGCCAAGCUUUGCGAUGCGCCGAGGCUGUACCAGCGUUGCAUGAGGCUGGUGGCCGAGGAUCUCGCGUCGGCGGUUCGGUCGGAGGGGUGGCGCUUCAUCCAGAGGCACGAUCCCUUGCUCGAGCAGGAGAUCCUGCAGCUCGUCGAAGAUGCUGACCAGAGGAAGAAGAGAUGGAUGAGAGAGAUGGCAGAUCAAGAGAUGUACCAACAACUGAGUGAGGCAAUGGAGUCCCUCCAACACAUUUGCACGGUGGGUUGCACGGUCGUCGGGCCUCACAACGGCGAGCCCCCGAGUAGGAGCAAGGGCCCCUGCAGCUUUCGCACGUGCGAAGGGCUGCAGCUCCUCAUCCGCCACUUCGCCACGUGCGGCAAGAAAUUGUCCCCUGGUGGUUGCAUCCAUUGCAGGCGCAUGUCGCAGCUCUUCCAGCUCCACUCCUCCAUCUGCGACCAAUCCGACUCUUGCAAGGUUCCUCUCUGCAAGCAAUUCAAAUCAAAGAUGCAAAUGGAUGGCAAAGUAGAUAAGACAUGGAGGCUUCUGGUGAAGAAGGUUGUUACUGCUAGAGUAAUGUCUUCUUUGGCCAAGAGAAAGGGACCAGAAGAAAUCCAGAAGACAUGGUUAAGAUACACAGGCACAAAGUGACUUCUCCUCAUUUAGAUUUUUUUUUCCCUUGUUUUUUCAUUCUUUAAAACAAAACAAAGUUUGUAAAUCCUGAUUCUUUUGUACUCUCAUUGUAUUUAUUCUUUCUAUAUUCUUGUGAGAUCUGGAACUCAUACUCCAUGCAACUUAUCAAAGCUUGAUGUAGGUGAUUACAUGAUGAAUUAUGCUCAA